AUGAGCUCGGGGAGCGAGCUCUGGAUUGGGUGCGCCCGAUGGUUACGUGAUCUGAACGUGCUCACAACGGAUAAAAAUGGAACCAUUGUUGAAUUCGCUUCAAUUUUGAGAGAUGGUAUUCUUCUCUGCCGCCUUGCAAAUACGUUGGUACCAAAUGCCAUCAACCAAAAUGAUAUUAUCAAGGCACAACAGCAAACUCAGUUUACAUGUACUCGUAACAUCCGAUUGUUUGUCAACUUUUGCAAAUCACACUUCAAAAUGCAAGACUCGGAUCUGUUCAACCCGGAAAAGUUGUAUCACAUGGACGGAUUUCAGCAAAUUCUCAAAACGCUGUCAAUCUUAUCACAUACUGAUGAGUCGAUCCGACGUGGAGUAAACCCAUUCCCCGAGACAACUACAAGUCAGGAGAGUUCAUCAUGUUCCCCUUGCUUGGAUUUCAACGACGAUGAGGAUAUUUAUCAAUCGCUUCCAAAAGACAUUGAUUCCGUCAAUCCGGAUGAGACAAUCUACGGCCCUAUCACAAGCGCGGAAGAAAAGCAGAAUGAGCAGGUCUAUGACCGAAUCGUGACAAAUCGGAAACCCAGUAUGAAUGAAAACGAUCUCAAAACGUCCAGCAGCAACAUUAAAGACCUCCGCGUCAAAGAGUUGUAUGAUACGGAAGUUAACUACGUGAGAUCAGCGCUUGGACAGCUCAUCGAUAUUUUCUACAAGCCUCUGAAGGAGAUUAUCUCUACUGAACAGUUCAAAACCGUCUUUGCAAACAUUGAACCUAUUCAUAAAUUUCAUGUGUCUUUGCUCGCGGAUUUGGAAUAUCCAGUAAACUUUACUUGGGGUAUUUCUGAAGAGAAAGUUCCAAGACCGACGACAUUGAAUGGAAUUGAAGCUCCGAGGACUAUUGGGGAAGUGUUUGUAAAGUAUCGCGAUCAAUUUCUCAUUUACGGAAAAUACUGCAGUAACCUGCUGGACAGUCGAGAGAUGAUAAAUAGCUUGCUGAACACAAACGAAAAAUUUGCGAAGUUAGUUAAUGAAUCGGCACAACAAGCAGGAUGUAAAUUCAGCCUCAAUGAUCUCCUCUGUGUCCCAUUCCAACGAAUCACAAAGUAUCCAUUGCUUCUGAAGGAAUUGCUGAAAAAAUGUGAUAUGAGCAGUCCAGAUAGAAAAUCGUUAGCUGAAGCGGUUGAAGUGAUGGAAGACGUUUGUAACUAUAUUAAUGAAGAAUCCCGUGAUACGACUUCUAAGAAGAUGAUUGAUGAGAUUGAGAAGAGCAUUGUUGAUUUGGCGAUGCCAGAAAAUGUGAAACUUCAUGAUUAUGGACGUGUUAAUUUUGACGGUGAAGUUAAAAUGUCUGAAUCAACAGCAACCACAUAUGGGAAGGCGAAACAACGAUACGUUUUCCUUUUCGAUAAAGUGAUUGUGGUUUGCAAAACAAUGACCAAGAUGCCGGUGAAAGAAAAAAGUCCCUCAGGAUCAAACCUCAAAUCAAAUACUUUUACUUACAAAAACGCCUAUAUAAUGUCGGAGCUCAAUAUCGAUCAAAACGUUUCUAUCGACACAAAAUCUGGAGGAACAAUCACGCGAAGAACUCAAUAUGUUAUUCAUAUGCAUCGAGAUAGGAAUGAAGGGAGUGAAAUCACUCAGAUUUCGUUCUAUUUCAAGAACGAAGCAACUCGAUCAGCUUGGAUGACUGCUCUUCUCCUAUCCAAAUCAAAUGUGUCGCCUACUGAAUAUCUCCGCGAUACCAAUCACAAGGUUUCAUUUCACAGUCUUAGAGUGGACUUGGAGAAACCAUAUACGUGUGGUGUUUGUGAGAAAUUGAUGAAAGGGUUGCGGUACCAAGGAUAUAAGUGUGAAUCGUGUGAAAUGAUAAUGCACAAGGAUUGUCUCGGUCUCAAGAAAUGUGAGGCUAUUCGUCGAUCUACACACGAACACAGAAGUUCUCACAGUUUUAACAUCAGUAGACCACGUUUAACGGUCCGUGAAGGCGACGUCGUUACUGCCAGCUCAACAGUCAUUCCACAAGAUCUGUCGUACCUUCAGUUCACAAAGGGAGACACAAUUGAAGUGAUCAAAAUGCAGUCUCAUAAUCGGUUCACUGGUUGCGUCUCGAAUAAUCGCAACAGAACGGGACUUGUACAUCUCGACCACAUUUCUAAACCACGGACCACAUCGAUGAUCGGACUCAGCCCAAUGGAAUCGCCAGCUGGAUCGAUUGUUCGCAUCGGCCGACACGAAUCGACUGUUUUACCGAAUAAACCGUUAUCUGAUCCUAGUGCCAGAAGCUCUGAUCCCCAGUUGUCAAGAACAUCGCGCACUUCUUCUACAUCUACGGUUAAUGGGAACAAUGAAAAUGGGCGGCCUCAAGAAUACGUUAACACUGAGAUAGCGGGUUUCAGAUGGUAUAUGGGUGAGAUGGAACGAACUAAAGCGGAGAGCACGUUACGUGGAACACCGAAUGGUACAUUUUUGGUCAGAUAUAGCAAGAACCGUAAACAGACUGCAAUCAGUUUGAGCUAUAAAAAUGAUGUGAAGCACAUGAUUAUUGAGAAGAAUCAAGAUGGGAAAAUGUAUUUGGACGAAGAUUACAUUUUCAAUUCUACUGUGGAGCUCGUGCAAUACUAUCGUGACCACAACUUGAUUGAGAUUUUCCAAGCACUUGACACAUGUCUAAAAGUUCCAUAUUCAGCAUGCAAGGUCUACAAAGCUGUGCACGACUACGAUCCCCCUUCUCCCAACAGCGACGGCAAAUUUCUUUCGUUCAAAACUGGUGACACCGUUGUAUUACUAGACACUGUAGGAGAGGAUCGAGGAUGGUGGAAAGGUCAAGUUAACAACAAGACCGGAUUCUUUCCGCUGAGCUACGUCAAAGCCCUCGAAUCAAUCUCUGAUGAUAAUGGACCAUCCACACCAACGUCUUCCAGCUCUUAA
This is a messenger RNA of Caenorhabditis remanei, 2925 nucleotides long. RefSeq lists its product as uncharacterized. The coding region runs from base 1 to 2925 and encodes 974 amino acids. The record is from RefSeq and is a predicted model, not a curated record. Gene Ontology annotation, molecular function: protein binding; guanyl-nucleotide exchange factor activity. Gene Ontology annotation, biological process: cell migration; regulation of GTPase activity. Gene Ontology annotation, cellular component: cytoplasm. NCBI's taxonomy places the organism in Eukaryota, Metazoa, Nematoda, Chromadorea, Rhabditida, Rhabditidae. The transcript is spliced from 15 exons.